Messenger RNA from Cladocopium goreaui, 1312 nucleotides. The record is from the annotation of a GenBank genome assembly. NCBI's taxonomy places the organism in Eukaryota, Dinophyceae, Suessiales, Symbiodiniaceae.
AGAUCUGCAAGGCACCAAAGGCGCGCUUGACAUUGCAGCCAUGGCCUUGAUGGAGUCAGCAGCUCGAGCAGUUCCGCUGAACGAAAAUUUCAACGCACCCAAACCAAGCCCCCAGGGCCAGCCAGGCAGGCCUCUAGGGGCACAGCUCUGCAGAUGGAAACGUCAAAUCCUAGGCCUUGGGGUCGUGACGGUGACUUUCCUCAUUUGUUGGCAGAACAGGUCCUUUGAAUGGCCUCAAGCUCCACGGGAUGUGUCUAGCCAGUCUUUUGGACUGCCUGGACACCUGGCUGGAGUGAAUCUGGGUGGCUGGUUGUGCUUGGAGGAUUGGUUCUACUCGGGUGACUCGGGCACGCAUGUUUCAACCAUGGACCAAGACGUCCAAGGCCGUUGUUUACCUCCAGCGGUCAGCUCAAUGCCUUGGACCUCUGAAGGCAAUCCCACGUUUGAACUCAACAAGACGAAGGGCUACAACUUUACUAUCCAAGCCUUCACUUCCCACCGACAUUCUUUCAUCGGUGAGCGAGAUUUAUCGGCCAUAUCUUCCUUGGGCCUACAGAUGGUACGUUUGCCCAUCACCUGGGCAGCAUUUGCAGAUGCACUGGCACCUUUGGAUCAGAAUGUCUAUGGUUCCCACAAUCCUUUCAAUGAGACCAUCCUUGUGCCGGAUCCCUUCUAUGUGGAUCGUGCAGCCUUUGCCACCAUCCCACGAGAUUGGUUGGCCCAGUUCUUGGUCCGUUGCUCAAGGCAUGGCAUUCGCGUCUUGAUUGAUCUGCACGCGUUUCCGGGAGGUUCUUCGCAAGGCACUUACAAUGGCGUUUGGCCUAACAAGCCCGCCUUUUGGAAGAACAAGAGCCAGCUGGGCAAAACCAAUCUUUCGCAAGUCGGCUUGUGGAUAGUCAGUGCAGCAGUGAAAUGGCUGGAAGACUUGAGUGAGGAAGCGAAAGCAGGCUUGGUGGGAAUUACGCUGAUGAACGAACCUGCCCACCUGAACUCUGGGUUGCACUUUGCAGAGGAAGACGAUGUCUUGAAGUGGCUGGCCGACGCGGCUCAAAUCUUCCGUAUUUCCAGCCUACCUCAGGAGGGGAAGAAAUUGUACAUGCAGAUGAUCGACACUGCAUUCCAGAACUUUACCCACACCGUGGUGCCGUGGUUCUUCGACACUUUCUCCGAUUCAGAGCGAUUCAGUUGGGUGGUGGCAGAUCAGCAUUGGUACACUGCUUGGGAUUCGAAGAAUUGCGAUAUGCGAACAGAUGAAGCUGGUGGACUCACUUGUGACACACCAUUGGAGACCAUCAGAGGUGAGUUGUUGUGA